Molecule: messenger RNA, 1308 nt
Organism: Clunio marinus
Lineage: Eukaryota; Metazoa; Arthropoda; Insecta; Diptera; Chironomidae
Source: the annotation of a GenBank genome assembly
UUUUCUCAGUUUGAAACUAACCGGCAAGUGUGUAGCAAGUUUCUUGUGGCAACUUCGACAAUUUAAUGAUUUUCAAACAGAAAGAGGAAUACAAAAAUUCUAAAAAUAAAGUUGAAAAGAAAGAUCGAAUUUGAAAGUGAAUGUUAAUAAGAAUCUCCAAAAAACCAUCGACAUUCCCAACGAUAAUAAAUUUAACGAAGUGUCUUAAGAAAAAGUGAUUUUCCACGCUAUCGACGUUGAUAAGAUAAACAAGCAUAGAGAAAAAUAAAAAAAGAUAACAAACUGUAAAGAUAUUUCUUAACUCAUUUUCAAAGGAAAAGUUAUUUUAAAAUGCACCGCAAGUAGUCUUUAUUUCACUUAGAAUUUUCCUUUGAAAAAAAUGGGCGAAUGCCUCGAGCGAAUCAAUAAUUGUCUUGAAUUUCUUAAUUUAUGCAAACCAAAGGAGUCCCCUAAUAAUAAUAAUAAGCAAGAAAGGUCCGAUUCAUCAUAUAAACUGUUAAAUAUGAGUAAAUAUUACACACUUCUGUUGCCGACAAGACCGAAAGUCAACGAUGAGAUCAGAAUCAAAGCGAAGUUGAACGAGCGUCCAAAAGAAUUUAUAUUGAACUUAUGCGUUGACUCUGCAAUUGACGAUGAAGAUGAACCAGCCAUGAUUGCUUUUCAUUUUAAAACAAAGUUCAAACAUCAUAUGGAUGGAAAUUCAUCGGUAGUAUUAACAUGCAAACGAGGUCCAAACGGUUGGGAUGACUUCGAAGAAAUUGAGAAUACAUGGAUAGACGAUGAUGUUGAUGAGAUUGAUGUCGCAAUAAAAUUCACCAAGAGAGAAAUUCAUUUUAUGUCAGGCGGAUCCAGUGAAUAUCAGUUUGCACAUCAGUAUGAAAUUCAUAGGAUUGAUCGUCUUCAAAUUGGUGGCGAUUUGGAAUACAUCGAAGAAGUAGCGUUACGAUAUAAAAACUAAUUCCAGCUAUCGAACAUAAAUCUUACGAAAAUAUUUUUGAAAAUUUCGCCUACAUUUUUAUUUUUAUAUUUUUCCAUUUCAAGGAAGCCUUGCAAUGCUUUCGAAGUAUUUUCUUCUCAUUUCAUUCAAUCGUUUUACGACCCAGUCACGCACAUUUCUAGUUUUAUUUUAUAGAGUUAAAUAGACCUCUGACCUGAUUCAGUCAAUGUAUGUAGUUUGUUUCUUCUUUUAAAUAUACGAUAUACACAGUAUUGUGCAAUAAAUGGUGAAUUUUGAAACAGAUGUUUACAUGCAAAAAAUUCAUGUUGAUAUGUUUUGACUUUUUUAAAUUUGAGUUUUUACAUUCCAGA